AUGACCGAAGAGACACAGGCCAGAAAACCCCUGGAAUUUGAUGGGGUCCAGCUUGUCGAAUAUUUUCAAAAUCUCAUCGAUUACGAGGUGGAAUUUGAGCCGGAAAACCCAAAUUUCCGAUGUCUCUUCCAGAGGGCGCACGUUUUGAAUGCCUCAAAAGUGUUGAUCCUUAUCGAAAUUGUUGUCACGUUUCUCUACAUGAUUGUCACAUUUCCGUGGUGGUUCCUGUGGAUUUUCUUUCACUUGCCGAUUCUUCUCGCCUCCAUUUAUGCCAUAAAAAAGGAGAACCCGACGGUGCUUUUGGUCAAGCUCGGUUUUAUGCUUCUCUAUAUCGGGCUUUUUGUGUCGCUCCUGAUUCUGAGCUUCGUCAUCUCCGGCUUCAGCUCGCAAAGUUUUUUGGGAAUAUUUGGAGUUGGCACGAUCGAGAGCACUUUUUUUGCGACUGCUCUUAUCGGCAUUUAUCAAAAUCGGCAUGAUCAUUGCCCUUCUCAUCCUCUACUGGCGCUUCACCGUUUUUUGGACGUUGAAGAAUUAUUUUGUGGCAAAACGCUCCGACGAGGUCGAUCUGUCCGACACCAGCGAAAGGACGUUGUUGCAGAAGAUGUUGACCCCGACGCGAAAGCUUACCGGAAACCCGAGGAUCGUCACAAACGCCUCCAUCGGGGCGUAGCCGGAGAUGAACACGGGUGCCACCAGGGAAUAGCUGUUGGA
This is a messenger RNA of Mesorhabditis spiculigera, 711 nucleotides long. The record is from the annotation of a GenBank genome assembly. NCBI's taxonomy places the organism in Eukaryota, Metazoa, Nematoda, Chromadorea, Rhabditida, Rhabditidae.